AUGGCCACCGAAUAUAAACCCCCAGCACUUCCCGCCCCAUUCUCCAAUACCAACCCUCCACCAAUUCUCCUUACUCAAGGCGCCGAAGCUCACCUCUACAAAACCGUCUCCAACAACCCCGCCAUCCCAGCUGCCUUAAAGAUCCGCCCCUCAAAACCAUACCGACACCCAAUUCUCGACCGAAAACUGACGCGACAACGCAUUAUUCAAGAAGCGAGAUGUCUUGUGAAACUCGUCCGUGAAGGCGUCAACGUUCCUGCGGUAUUAGCGUUAGACUGGGAAGGACAAGGUGGUGAUGAAGGCGGCUGGGGAGGCGCGUGGUUAAUGAUGGAGUGGAUUGAAGGGCCCGUUGUACGAGUUGUACUUGAGAAGUGGGAAACAUGGUUCAAGGCGAAUCGGGGUACAAUGGAUGAGGCGCAGAUUGCGGCCGCAGAAGCGCCGGUGCGGGCAUUACUGCGACGGAUUGGAGCGGCGAUUGCGGCGCUGCAUAAAGCUGGUGUGGUUCAUGGAGAUCUGACGACGAGUAAUCUGAUGCUGCGAACAAGCGAGUCGGAACAGGAAGAUACUGCUAUAGAGGGGGAGGUGGUGAUUAUUGAUUUUGGUUUAGCGUCGCAGAGUGUACAGGAUGAGGAUCGAGCGGUGGAUCUUUAUGUGUUGGAGCGGGCGAUGGGAAGUACGCAUCCCUUGUCAGAGCCUUUCUUUGAGGAAUUAUUGGUUGGGUAUAGACAGGGCAAUAAGGGCGCUACUUCUACCAUUCGCAGACUUGAGGAUGUGCGGUUGCGGGGUCGCAAGCGCAGUAUGCUUGGAUAA
Molecule: messenger RNA, 810 nt
Organism: Penicillium malachiteum
Lineage: Eukaryota; Fungi; Ascomycota; Eurotiomycetes; Eurotiales; Aspergillaceae
Gene: bud32
Product: serine/threonine protein kinase BUD32
Exons: 1
Coding region: 1-810 (269 amino acids)
Biological process (GO): protein phosphorylation
Cellular component (GO): nucleus; cytosol; EKC/KEOPS complex
Molecular function (GO): protein serine/threonine kinase activity; ATP binding
Source: RefSeq, a predicted model, not a curated record